AGGACCUGAUAGGUUCCGAGAUGGAUGAGAAAGCCGAAGCGUUAGAGGCGGUGGUGAAGGAAGCAGUGGAUUUGGAGAACGUACCCAUUGAAGAGGUGUUUCUGACCUUGAGGUGUGACGAACAUGGACUCACAUCUGAGGCUGCUCAGCAGAGGCUGGCCAUUUUUGGGUACAACAAGCUUGAGGAGAAGCAGGAAAGUAAGAUUUUGAAGUUCUUGGGGUUUAUGUGGAACCCUCUCUCAUGGGUGAUGGAAGCUGCAGCUAUCAUGGCCAUUGCUCUUGCCAAUGGAGGAGGAAAGCCUCCAGAUUGGCAAGACUUUGUUGGGAUCAUUACUCUGCUCUUUAUCAAUUCAACUAUAAGUUUUAUUGAAGAGAACAACGCUGGAAAUGCUGCUGCUGCUCUCAUGGCCCGUCUCGCCCCCAAAGCCAAGGUUCUCCGAGAUGGGAAGUGGAAUGAGGAGGAUGCUUCCGUUCUUGUUCCUGGUGAUAUAAUCAGCAUUAAGCUUGGGGACAUUAUUCCAGCAGAUGCUCGCCUCCUCGAUGGUGAUCCACUGAAAAUUGAUCAGUCUGCACUAACCGGUGAGUCGCUUCCUGUCACCAAAGGCCCUGGUGGCAGUGUGUAUUCGGGUUCUACAUGCAAACAAGGAGAGAUUGAAGCUGUGGUGAUUGCCACUGGUGUUCAUACCUUUUUCGGCAAGGCUGCUCACCUUGUUGAUAGCACGAAUCAACAGGGACACUUUCAAAAGGUCUUGACUGCAAUUGGGAAUUUCUGUAUAUGUUCUAUCGCUGUGGGAAUGGUCGUAGAGAUCAUAGUCAUGUACCCAGUUCAACACAGAAGUUACCGACCUGGUAUUGACAACCUGCUUGUGCUACUUAUUGGAGGAAUUCCCAUUGCAAUGCCCACAGUUUUAUCUGUGACAAUGGCUAUUGGUUCCCACCGCUUAGCUGAGCAGGGUGCUAUCACUAAACGAAUGACGGCAAUUGAAGAAAUGGCAGGCAUGGAUGUUCUUUGCAGUGACAAAACUGGGACUCUGACAUUAAAUAAGCUUUCAGUUGACAAGACUCUUUUAGAGGUCUUUGUUAAAGGGGUGGACAUAGAUACUGUUGUUCUAAUGGCAGCUCGAGCUUCACGAAUCGAAAAUCAAGAUGCUAUAGAUGCUGCUAUUGUGGGAAUGUUGGCUGAUCCAAAGGAGGCAAGAGCCAAUAUUCAAGAGGUGCACUUCCUUCCAUUCAACCCAACUGACAAGCGAACAGCUCUUACAUAUAUUGACCUUGAAGGUAAAAUGCAUCGUGUCAGCAAAGGUGCACCAGAACAGAUUUUGAAUCUUGUACCCAAUAAAUCAGAGCUAGAACGUAGAGUUCAUGUUAUGAUUGAUAAAUACGCGGAGCGAGGACUAAGAUCCCUAGCAGUAGCAUACCAGGAAGUUCCAGAUGGAAGGAAGGAGAGCCUUGGAGGGCCUUGGCAAUUCAUUGCACUCAUGCCUUUGUUUGAUCCUCCGAGACAUGACAGUGCAGAGACAAUUAAAAGAGCAUUGAAUCUUGGUGUGAAUGUUAAGAUGAUCACAGGUGAUCAGCUCGCAAUAGCGAAGGAGACAGGACGCCGUCUUGGUAUGGGAACAAACAUGUACCCCUCAUCAGCUCUUUUGGGACAGAAAAAGGAUGAGUCACUUGCUGGUUUGCCAGUUGAUGAGCUUAUUGAAAAAGCUGAUGGAUUUGCUGGUGUUUUUCCUGAGCACAAGUACGAGAUUGUGAAGCGUUUGCAAGCAAGAGGACAUAUAUGUGGGAUGACCGGUGAUGGAGUUAAUGAUGCUCCUGCUCUUAAAAAAGCUGAUAUUGGCAUAGCUGUUGCUGAUGCAACUGAUGCAGCUCGAAGUGCUUCUGACAUUGUACUCACAGAACCUGGCCUUAGUGUCAUCAUAAGCGCUGUACUAACUAGUCGAGCUAUAUUCCAGAGAAUGAAAAAUUACACGAUAUAUGCUGUUUCCAUUACAAUCCGUAUUGUGCUUGGUUUCAUGUUACUGGCACUCAUAUGGCACUUCGACUUUCCACCCUUCAUGGUUCUGAUCAUUGCUAUCCUUAAUGAUGGUACUAUCAUGACAAUUUCGAAGGAUAGAGUGAAACCCUCUCCUCUGCCAGACAGUUGGAAACUAGCAGAGAUCUUUACCACCGGUAUUAUCCUUGGUAGUUACCUAGCGGUGAUGACAGUCAUUUUCUUUUGGGCAGCAUACGAAACAGACUUCUUCCCUCGUAAAUUUGGGGUUUCAAGCCUUCAGAAAAAGCAUAUCGAGCAUAACGAUAGCUACAGGAAGCUUGCCGCUGCAGUGUACCUGCAAGUGAGUACAAUCAGUCAGGCUCUCAUAUUCGUCACACGAGCGCGUAGUUGGUCUUUUGUGGAGCGUCCUGGUCUAUUACUUGUAUCAGCUUUUGUUAUUGCUCAGCUGAUUGCUACACUCAUCGCUGUCUAUGCCGAUUGGAGUUUCGCGGCGAUAAAGGGAAUUGGGUGGGGUUGGGCUGGUGUUAUUUGGUUAUAUAACCUCGUCUUCUAUCUUCCACUUGAUAUUAUCAAGUUCAUCAUCCGAUAUGCACUGAGUGGGAGAGCUUGGGAUCUCGUAUUUGAGCAGAGGACUGCCUUCACAAGGAAGAAGCAUUUUGGGAAGGAAGAAAGGGAGCUCAAAUGGGCUCACGCGCAGAGGACUCUCCACGGUCUGCACCCACCGGACACCAAGAUGUUCGGUGAACGCGCUUCUUACACAGAACUUAAUCAGAUGGCCGAAGAGGCAAGAAGACGCGCUGAAAUUGCCAGACUGAGGGAGAUGCGCACCCUGAAAGGGCAUGUCGAAUCAGUGGUGAGGAUGAAGGGCCUGGACAUCAACACAAUUCAGCAAUCAUACACUCUCUAAGAUACGAUCAAUUUCGCUUAUGGUUUGCAGUGGAUCAUAGUGUUUGCUUGUACCUAGAUCAUGUAAUAUGUGUAUGCUUUAUACAGUAAUGCCACAGAGAGACCAACAAUAAACUUGAAUUUGAUAAUAUGAGUUCUUCGAAUCGAA
This is a messenger RNA of Rosa chinensis, 3047 nucleotides long. Its product is annotated as plasma membrane ATPase 1. Gene Ontology annotation, biological process: proton export across plasma membrane; regulation of intracellular pH. The record is from RefSeq and is a predicted model, not a curated record. Bases 21 to 2900 code for a protein of 959 amino acids. Gene Ontology annotation, molecular function: ATP hydrolysis activity; P-type proton-exporting transporter activity; ATP binding. Gene Ontology annotation, cellular component: plasma membrane. The transcript is spliced from 20 exons. Lineage: Eukaryota; Viridiplantae; Streptophyta; Magnoliopsida; Rosales; Rosaceae.